UCCUUCAUUUCAGAGAAUCCAAAUCAAUCCAAAUUAGAAGAAGAAAGUGAAACAUUUCAAUUUCGAAAAAGAAAAUUCAAAACACGAGCUAUCGAAUAUGAAAACCAUUCGCCAUUUGAUGCUUCUGUUCCUCUUCUUCUUCUCAUUAUUAUUCUCCGUCCACGAAGCUAAAGCCGUCGAUCCUUACAAGGUUCUUGGGGUCGAGCGAAAUGCGAAUCAACGAGAGAUUCAAAAGGCUUUCCACAAGCUCUCUCUCCAAUAUCACCCCGACAAGAACAAAAACAAGGGUGCGGAAGAGAAGUUUGCUGAGAUUAAUAAUGCAUAUGAAAUUUUAUCUGAUGAAAAAAAGAGGAAGAAUUAUGAUCUAUAUGGAGAUGAGAAGGGUAGCCCCAGAUUUGAUGGCGGCAGUCAUGGGGAUCAUGAUGGAUACACCUAUUUUACUAGUGGUGGCCAAGGAAAUAAUCAUUUUACAUUUAGACCCGAUGGAUGGCAGAACAUGGGUGGGCAGGGAAAUUCAGAGGCUUUCUCCUUCUCGUUCGGGAACCCUGGCGCUAGCAGGGGCUCAUUUAGUUUUGGCUUGAAUGACAUUUUCUCCAACAUCUUUGGCGGUAAUACGAAAGGCGGGAAUCAGUUUGGUGGUUUCAGUGGCUCAGGCAGAUCGAGUUCUGGGUUUAGUUCUUCAGGGAACAUCCAGGCCGUUAAUUCGCAGGUGUUUAAGAAAGAAAUACAAGAUGAAGGAUUGACUUGGCUUUUGUUAUUCUACACCCCUUCUGCGAGGGGAUAUCAUAUGUUGGAACCCAUCAUAGAGGAGGUGGCAAGUUCAUUACAAGGAGCAAUAAAGGCUGGUAGUAUAAAUUGCCAAAAUGAGCAAACUCUUUGCAAGGAUCUUGGCAUGUGGCCCUCCAAAUCAGCGCAGAUAUUCAUUUAUUCAUAUAAAACAAGUGAUAGAGGUUCUUUGGUAGAAUAUAAAGGUGAUUUGGAUGCCAAGAGUUUGAAGAACUUCUGUCAAGACCAGUUGCCAAGCUUUUCGAAACGUGUGGACUUAAAUCGUUUUGAUUUCUCCUCAAGCACCUUGAAAAACCUACCUCAGGUGUUACUACUCUCGACAAAGAAGGAUAGACCUGUGAUCUGGCGUGCUCUCAGUGGCUUGUAUCAUAAGCACUUCAUUUUCUACGAUGCGGAGGCCCAUGAUGUUUCUGAUCCAAUGAUGAAAAGGCUAGGAGUCGAUGCACUUCCAGCUGUGAUUGGUAGGUUGUGUAAUGGGGAGAAGCAUGUCCUGAGAACUGGUGCUAUAAAAGAUUUGAAAUCUGGAAUCAGUGAGCUGAGAGCCUUACUAGAUAAUUUUGAGAAAAAGAACAAGAAGGCAACUUCAAGUCAAGCAAAAAGUCCAUCUCAGACCGAACCAGAAGAGAGAGAGAUUCCUCAUCUCACACUUUCAAAUAUGGGUGCUGUUUGUGGUGAUAACACUGCUGUAUGCAUUAUUGGUGUUUACAGAUCGUCCAAAGCAAAGGAGAAGCUAGAAUCUAUUUUAUACACUGUCUCCCAGAAGACAUUUUCAAGGCGACAGAAUCAACACUAUAGCUCUCGAGAUUCAGUUACAUACUGUUUGUUGGACAGUGUGAAGCAGCCAGCAUUUCUCAACUCCUUCGACAAGUCUGGGUUCAAGUCCUCAGACAAACUCCUGGUGGCUUACAAGCCCCGGAAAGGUAAGUUUGCUGUAUUUAAGGAUGAAUUUGCGUUUGAAGAGGUUGAGCAGUUCAUCGGUUCAGUUCUCAAUGGGGACAUUCAGUUUUCAAAGGUCCGUCAAAAACCCGUCCUCAGAUAAGAUAGUUACAGGCAGAAAAAAACACAGAAAGCCAAUUUUGAGACUUGUAUACAAGUUGGCGACAAAUACUGUACAAAUUUUCAUCCUUGUCCAGAGUUGCAGUGGUGAGGUGAGAGAAAAAUGCUAUACUGAGAGCCAUCGGAUGGGAGCCACUUUCGUCAAACUAUGGUUCCAUGUAUGAUAGGGGACUAUCCUAAAACAUGAUUGGGAAAUUUUGUUGUAGCCACAUGAACUUUGUACUGUUUAACUUAUCAAUGGAAAUCAUCUUGCAAUUCUCAGAUCUUU
Magnolia sinica is the source of this 2110-nucleotide messenger RNA. RefSeq names its product dnaJ protein ERDJ3A. The transcript has 7 exons. Lineage: Eukaryota; Viridiplantae; Streptophyta; Magnoliopsida; Magnoliales; Magnoliaceae. Bases 98 to 1825 code for a protein of 575 amino acids. The record is from RefSeq and is a predicted model, not a curated record.